Molecule: messenger RNA, 702 nt
Organism: Mus pahari (shrew mouse)
Lineage: Eukaryota; Metazoa; Chordata; Mammalia; Rodentia; Muridae
Gene: Polr1h
Product: zinc ribbon domain containing 1
Exons: 4
Coding region: 168-539 (123 amino acids)
Biological process (GO): termination of RNA polymerase I transcription; DNA-templated transcription
Cellular component (GO): RNA polymerase I complex
Molecular function (GO): zinc ion binding; nucleic acid binding; DNA-directed RNA polymerase activity
Source: RefSeq, a predicted model, not a curated record
GCUGCACUCGUUGCCCGGCGCCUUGAGAUCCGGCGCUCUAGCCCGCGGCUGGGAUCUGGACUCCUUCGGCUUUCCGCCUACGUCGGGCCGAGCAAGGUUCCCUACCUAGCACUCCAAACAAACUCUUGCUGUCAGAGGAGCCAGCUCUUCCCCAGCUCGCAUCCGCCAUGGAGCUGACCCGCCCCUGCUCCAACUUUCAAUCAGACUUGGAUUUCUGCCCAGAUUGUGGCUCAGUCCUGCCGCUGCCUGGAACUCAGGAUACUGUCAUAUGCCCCCGCUGUGGCUUCUCCAUCGAUGUGCGAGAUUUUGAAGGGAAGUUUGUGAAGACUUCAGUAGUGUUCAACAAGCUGGGGGCUACCAUACCUAUGUCUGUGGAUGAGGGACCUGAAUCCCAGGGACCAGUGGUUGACAGGCGCUGCCCUCGAUGUGGUCACGAGGGAAUGGCAUAUCACACCAGACAGAUGCGCUCAGCUGAUGAAGGACAGACUGUCUUCUAUACCUGUAUCAACUGCAAGUUUCAGGAAAAGGAAGAUUCUUGACCCUUUUCUCUGGAAACUCAGCAACAAUACUUUCCUCCUCUUGGAAGUGAAGAUACUGGUCUUUGAUGCCUUCUUGGUCCCCUCUGGUUGUUCUCAGAAUCAGAUCGUCGACCCAGAAUACUCCUUUCCCUUGUUGAGUUUACUAAAGUUAUUUUUCUAUGAA